GAAACAAAACGUAAAAAAAGCCUCUCUCUAUAUAAAAACCACAACACCACUCUCACAACAUCUCCUUCUCUUUCGCUAUCUCUCUUCCUUUGUCUCCAUCAUAACUUCUCUGUCGUUUUCUCAUAACUUAUAAUGCCGUCUGAACCAAACCAGACCCGACCCAACAGAGUCCUAGCCUCAACGGCGGCUUACCCACCGCCAAAUCUGACCGAGCCACUCCCCUGUCCACGCUGCAACUCAACCACCACCAAGUUCUGUUACUACAACAACUACAACCUCGCUCAGCCUCGUUACUUCUGCAAAUCUUGUCGCCGUUACUGGACUCAAGGUGGUACACUCCGUGACGUCCCCGUCGGCGGUGGAACUCGCCGUAGCUCCUCGAAACGUCACCGUUCUUUCUCCUCAACCGCAACUUCCUCUUCUUCCUCAUCUUCCGUCAUCACCACAACGACACAAGAGCCAGCCACGACUGAAGCGACUCAGACUAAAGGUGGUGGUAGUAAUGUAAAUGUAAGCUUUGCGUCUCUGUUGGGUUUAGGAAGUGGAACCGGUGGGUUGGACUACGAGUUCGGGUACGGGUACGGGUACGGGCUUGAAGAGAUGAGUAUUGACUAUCUUGGACUUUCAUCUUCCACCUCCGGAGGAGAGAUUCCGGUGGUGAACGGUGGUGGUGACACGUGGCAGUUAGGGGAAGUUGAAGGUGGUAAAAGUGGAGGAGACAGUAUGAUAUGGCCUGGUCUUGAGAUCUCAAUGCAAAGCAACGAUGUUAAGUGAAAACGAAACCGUUGUUGUCUUGUCUUCUUCUUUGUUUGUUUAUGUUUUGGAAGUUUCUGUUUGUUUUUUUUUUUACUUUGGUUCCUAGAAAGAAGAGCAAAGAACCCAAAUUUGAAAACCAAAAAAUGUUUUUACUUUUUCUUCUUUUAGUUUUCUUGAGGUCCAACAAUGGUGGUGGUGUUGUAUAAAUCCUCUGUUUUCUCUGACGAACGGUUUUUUAAAAGUUUUAAUCUUUUCUCUAUGGGUUUUUUGGUAUAGUCAAAAUAGUGGAAAGAUCAAUCAAAGAUGAAUGGAGAGAGCAUAAAAGUCCAAAAAGGAAAAAAGUACAGAAGAGUACUGUUGCAGAAGUGAGUAAGAGAUACUCUGUUGAUUUU
Molecule: messenger RNA, 1148 nt
Organism: Capsella rubella
Lineage: Eukaryota; Viridiplantae; Streptophyta; Magnoliopsida; Brassicales; Brassicaceae
Product: dof zinc finger protein DOF1.6
Exons: 1
Coding region: 133-774 (213 amino acids)
Biological process (GO): regulation of DNA-templated transcription
Molecular function (GO): DNA binding; DNA-binding transcription factor activity
Source: RefSeq, a predicted model, not a curated record